UUAAUCGAAGCGAGACGCAUUACAAAACGAUAGUAAUUGAAGUGCGCAAAUCACCUAGCGGGGGUUUACGCCGAUCUUAUUGUCCUCCUCACCAGCAUCGAGGCAAGAUGUAACAGAAGUAGGCACUUGGACCUUUCCAUUAAGUCACUAGACGAUGCAGCCUGUACGAUCCCAGCAGAGGGCCCCCGGGAGCUUCUCUCCCUUGCCCGGCAGCAGUGUUUCGUCCGUUUCUACUGCUGCCGCUGCCGCUGCCUCUUCCUCCGCUGCAGCCUCAUCGAGACCUCAAAUUCGGAGGAUAGAUACUUCCUCUAGCGAAGAUACCAUCAAUGUCAUAAAAAACAGAAAUGCCCAGAGCCCUGUGAAUGUCAAUUUGAAUAGCCCCUCUUACGCCACCAGUCCGCACAAUUUCUCUCGUCCGACAAGACCUAGCCUCGACCUACCUCAAACUAGAAACACAUCUCCUUUGACCUUGCCCUCUCGUCCUAGCCACGUCCGAAAACACUCGCAAACCCAAGGCCUCUUCGAACCUACCUUGCCUUCUACGAGCACAUCCAACCUCUCUCAAGUCGCCAUGGCUCAGGCCCAAACCCCUGGCGCAUCAUCCAGCUCCCUCUCGGCUAGUCAGAUAGCUGCUCAGGCUGCUGUUAUGCAACAUCAACAACAUAGUCGCCACCGAUCGCAGACUGUCCCUUUUCCUGGUAGCGAUGGCCUAGAUCCCGCAAGGAGGCCUGGCCCCAAACCCGUAUCCGAUCAUCGCACCCCCCCUAUGCUGAGCCUGACUGAGGCUAGCGCUCCAAGAGACAGCGGCUUUGGCUCCCAAGGAUAUCAUAAUGGACUUUUGGGAAGUCAUGCGGCUGCCACUGCCGCUGCGAAUGUCGUCUUUCCGCGAUCGCCUCAAACUUCGCCUGGUCUACCGCCGCCUGACCAAUCUAUGCCACCUCCUUCGACGAUACCCGAAAAGCCUGCCAAAGUGGAGAAGUCCAAGGUCAAGUUAUUCUCCCGACCCAAGAAAAUCGAUACCAAAGGUGAUGUAAAAGAACGACCGUUACCUAGUCCUGGCAAGAUUGGCUCUGCUCUGGCCUCAUUACAACGCGCCAACUUCAGCACGACUAGCCUCGCGGACUCGCAGUCUUUUUAUAGCUUGGCAAACUCGUCCGCCGCGACUAUUCGACCGAUAGACUCGUCUACAGAGAAAGAAGGCAAGGAAAAGGACAAGGAAAGGAAACAUCAUUUCUUAUCUCGGCAAAAACACAAGCUGAGCAGCAAAGAUGAUUACCACCUCCCCCUUUCUUCUGCCGCGAGCAAUUCUCGACCAGUCGAUCCACAUGCGCCCUCGAGCCUAUACAACUUCAACCUACCACCGAGUCCUGGACCGAAUAAUAAUCUCGGUAAAAGUGUCAGCGGUUUGGAUUUACGACACGGAGGACGCGCACUGCGCGAUAAGAGGAAAGAAGACAACGAAUCAACUUAUGGCGGUGUUUCUGAUUGGCCCGGGCCUGGCAGCUUAGGGUCGACCACUGCCACUACGUCUCAUCUAUUUGACCCGGCCGAGUCGGGCAAGUAUGGCCUUCACAAUAUGGCUCUGGAUGAUGCUUGGCCGUACCUGAGAGCCAAGUUACUGGUUAUAUUUGAGGGUGAGGAUCUGCGACUACCUGUAGAAGAUUUCAACCGGGUCGUGAUUAUGCACAUACAAUACUGCUUACAACGUCGUUCGGCUCACAUGAUUAUUGAUGACGUGCGAGAUCUCCUUUCGACGGGCUUUGCCUCGCUUGACCAUACAUUACGCAAGACCCCCGAGGAUCGAUUAAUACCUGCGCUGGUGGAACUCUGGAUAUUUACGUUUACCAGCAUUCUACCCUACAUGCAAGCCGUAUUUCUUCCGCUGGAUCUCGAAUUCUCUGGCUGUGGAACCCUUUUGACUCCCGAGCAAGCACGAGACUUUUGGGGUGGUGUGGCGAACCCUCCUGUGCCAACUGCUCUCGCUAGCGGUCCGCAAGCUGAAGCCCAUCUGGCACCCGCAUCGAGCGUCCUAGAUGUUCGUCGGCUGGUGCUCAUAUCAUACCGGGAUUCCCUGAUUUUACCUCGGUACGAGAAGUUAAAGACCAUCUUCUCUCGGCUAUCUCUCGAGCACCUACCAUCCUCUCUCGCCUCCUUGGCACUGGCAUCUCCACCGCUUAUGAACGAUAGCGCUACGUCUCUCUCCACCUCACCGAGCGAUGCUUUCUCGGGCCGUCCUGGAACGGCCAUGUCGCUCGACCCAAGCGUUGCAAGCUAUAAUUCCAACUCUACCACGGUCUUCGGCAACGACUCAAACCCGUCGCGGAGCCGCGCCAUCAGCAAUGUAUCCUUCGGCAGUGGUGUAUCUGACCCGGCAUCAACCGGUGCCAGUUCUCUGCUCAGGCCCUUCACGCCGCAACUAAGAGAGGGUGCCGAACGCGGCGGCAGGGAAAUUCUUGGCAGCGUACGGGAGCAGAACGUCGAGGACAGCAAGCAGGUCACGGAGAUGGUGGGCCGCAUGCUUCAGUGCAUGAGUGUACUGGCGAGCGUCGACACGGGGAUCAACGCGGUUGGCACGGACGAAUCGAGCAAGAUGGUGUCUGAGCUGGGUCGACUGCUCAAGCUUAACUGGUUGGGUAGAGGUCGGACGGGUAGGAACCGGAGGGGCAUGGUCGGUGGGAGGGUCAGGAGGCAGGAGAACAACUCUAUUAGCCUAGGCCAUGGUGUCUUGAGGGAAGGGAUACGCGAAGGUGUUGAGGUUGCCUGAUUUUUUUUUAUAGUGAACGAAUGGAGAUAUAUCCGAUUACUGAAACUAAGGCAACGCCUGGGAGUAUUGCUACGGAAGUUGGUCAAGGUGGAAUUCACGGAUGCGGUCACGAGGAAAAGAGCUCAGCUUGGCGUUUGAGGAUUAUUGUAUAUAUCAUUUUAUGCUGCGAAGUAUGUCUAACUAGAGGUUGCUACAAUCAAGACCAGGGA
Hypoxylon fragiforme is the source of this 2973-nucleotide messenger RNA. RefSeq names its product HbrB-like protein. NCBI's taxonomy places the organism in Eukaryota, Fungi, Ascomycota, Sordariomycetes, Xylariales, Hypoxylaceae. The record is from RefSeq and is a predicted model, not a curated record. Gene Ontology annotation, cellular component: TORC2 complex. Gene Ontology annotation, biological process: TORC2 signaling. The coding region runs from base 155 to 2764 and encodes 869 amino acids. The transcript has a single exon.